UUUUAUUUUGAGAUUUUGAUUUCAUUUUACGAUAUGACUGUCACCAGCGCAUUAUAGCGUACGCCCCUCAUCAAAAAGCCCAGCCACAGAGCUUCAUUUUAUUCUUACAAACUAUUAUUCAUUCAGACCAAAAUUAAAAAGAAGAUAGAGAGAGAGAGAUAGAGAGAGAGAGAGAGAGGGCUUCAUCAUCAAACGAUCUCCCUCAUUUCCUAUGGAUCUACUCACAUCUUGAUUCUUCCUCCAAUUUUUCCGAUCUCAAAUUUAUUGGGUUUCCCCGGGUUGAGUCUUUGAUCUGAUCUAGACUUGAAGAGUGACAGAAGAAGAAUCAUUUUUUUCACAAAUUCUUCUGUGUUUUUUUUUGUAUCACGGAAUGGCCUCGGUGGGCAUAGAGCCAAGUGCCGCGGUUAGAGAUUCUACCGGAAACGCUACUGAUGUUGAUAGAUUACCUGAGGAGAUGAAUGACAUGAAAAUUCAAGAUGAUAAAGAAAUGGAAGCUACAAUUGUAAACGGCAACGUGACGGAGACUGGACAUAUAAUAGUAACUACUAUAGGCGGAAGAAACGGCCAACCAAAACAGACAAUCAGUUACAUGGCAGAGCGAGUUGUUGGACAUGGCUCCUUUGGUGUUGUGUUCCAAGCGAAAUGUUUAGAAACAGGAGAAACAGUUGCGAUAAAGAAAGUUUUGCAAGAUCGGAGGUACAAGAACCGUGAGCUUCAAACAAUGAGGCUGCUUGACCAUCCAAAUGUGGUGUCUUUGAAACAUUGCUUCUUCUCAACAACCGAAAAAGACGAGCUUUACCUCAACUUGGUUCUUGAAUACGUUCCAGAGACAGUACACCGCGUUAUCAAACACUACAACAAACUUAACCAACGAAUGCCUCUCGUUUACGUCAAACUUUACACUUAUCAGAUUUUUAGGUCCUUAUCCUACAUUCACCGUUGUAUCGGCGUGUGCCAUCGCGACAUAAAACCUCAAAACUUGUUGGUAAAUCCACACACUCAUCAAGUGAAGCUAUGCGAUUUUGGAAGUGCGAAAGUAUUGGUGAAAGGAGAGCCAAACAUUUCGUACAUUUGUUCGAGGUAUUACAGAGCACCCGAGCUUAUUUUUGGAGCAACCGAGUAUACUACAGCCAUUGAUGUCUGGUCUGCAGGGUGUGUUCUCGCCGAGCUUCUUCUUGGGCAGCCAUUGUUCCCUGGUGAGAGCGGAGUUGAUCAACUUGUAGAGAUUAUAAAGGUUUUAGGAACACCAACAAGGGAAGAAAUCAAAUGCAUGAACCCCAACUACACAGAGUUCAAAUUUCCUCAGAUUAAAGCUCAUCCAUGGCAUAAGAUUUUCCACAAGCGAAUGCCUCCAGAAGCUGUCGAUCUAGUCUCAAGGCUUCUUCAGUACUCUCCAAAUCUCCGUUGCGCUGCUCUGGAUUCAUUGGUCCACCCGUUCUUUGACGAGCUUAGAGAUCCGAAUGCGCGAUUACCCAAUGGACGUUUCCUUCCACCGCUCUUCAACUUUAAGCCUCAUGGUACUUAA
Thlaspi arvense is the source of this 1525-nucleotide messenger RNA. The record is from the annotation of a GenBank genome assembly. Lineage: Eukaryota; Viridiplantae; Streptophyta; Magnoliopsida; Brassicales; Brassicaceae.